UGCGCGGGGCGGCGGCGGAGGCCGUGGGGGCCCGGGCGCACGGGAGCGGGAGCGCCCGGGGGAGCCCGAUCGCACCAUGGAAGCUGCAGCGGCCGGCCGGGGCGGCUUCCAGCCGCACCCGGGGCUGCAGAAGACGCUGGAGCAGUUCCACCUGAGCUCCAUGAGCUCGCUGGGCGGCCCGGCCGCUUUCUCGGCGCGCUGGGCGCAGGAGGCCUACAAGAAGGAGAGCGCCAAGGAGGCGGGUGCGGCCACAGUGCCGGCGCCGGUGCCCACUGCCGCGGAGCCGCCGCCCGUGCUGCACCUGCCUGCCAUCCAGCCGCCGCCGCCCGUGCUUCCCGGGCCCUUCUUCAUGCCGUCGGACCGCUCCACCGAGCGCUGUGAGACCGUGCUGGAAGGGGAGACCAUCUCUUGUUUCGUGGUGGGAGGCGAGAAGCGUCUGUGCCUGCCGCAGAUCCUCAACUCGGUGCUGCGCGACUUCUCAUUGCAGCAGAUCAACUCGGUGUGCGAUGAGCUGCACAUCUACUGCUCGCGUUGCACCGCCGACCAGCUGGAGAUCCUCAAAGUCAUGGGCAUCCUGCCCUUCUCCGCGCCCUCCUGCGGGCUCAUCACCAAGACGGACGCGGAGCGCCUGUGCAACGCGCUGCUCUACGGCGGCGCCUACCCGCCGCCUUGCAAGAAGGAGUUGGCGGCCAGCCUGGCGCUGGGCCUGGAGCUCAGCGAACGCAGCGUCCGCGUGUACCACGAGUGCUUCGGCAAGUGCAAAGGGCUGCUGGUGCCCGAGCUGUACAGCAGUCCUAGCGCCGCCUGCAUCCAGUGCCUCGACUGCCGCCUCAUGUACCCGCCGCACAAGUUCGUUGUACACUCGCACAAGGCCCUGGAGAACCGGACCUGCCACUGGGGCUUCGACUCAGCCAACUGGCGGGCCUACAUCCUGCUGAGCCAGGACUACACGGGCAAGGAGGAGCAGGCCCGCCUUGGCCGCUGCCUGGACGACGUGAAGGAGAAGUUCGACUAUGCCAACAAGUACAAGCGGAGGGUGCCCCGGGUCUCAGAACCCCCAGCUUCCAUAAGGCCCAAAACAGACGACACUUCCUCACAGUCCCCUGCGUCUUCUGAGAAGGACAAGCAGUCCACUUGGUUGCGGACCUUGGCUGGUUCCUCCAAUAAGAGCCUUGGUUGCACUCACCCUCGCCAGCGCCUUUCUGCUUUCCGGCCCUGGUCUCCUGCAGUGUCCGCAAGUGAGAAAGAGACCUCCCCACACCUCCCAGCCUUGAUUCGAGACAGCUUCUACUCCUACAAGAGCUUUGAGACAGCUGUGGCCCCCAAUGUGGCCCUAGCACCACCAACCCAGCAAAAGGUUGUGAACAGUCCACCAUGCACCGCCGUGGUCUCCCGGGCACCAGAACCUCUUACUACUUGUAUCCAGCCACGAAAGCGGAAGCUGACCAUGGACACGCCAGGAGCCCCAGACACGCUGACACCUGUGGCUGCUGCAGAGGAAGACAAGGACUCUGAGGCCGAGGUUGAAGUUGAAAGCAGAGAGGAAUUCACCUCCUCCUUGUCCUCGCUGUCCUCUCCAUCCUUUACCUCAUCCAGCUCUGCCAAGGAUCUAAGCUCCCCAGGCAUGCAUGCUCCACCUGUGGUUGCACCUGAUGCUGCAGCCCAUGCUGAUGCCCCAAGUGGGCUGGAGGCAGAGUUGGAGCACCUGCGGCAAGCCCUGGAGGGCGGCCUGGACACCAAGGAAGCCAAAGAAAAGUUCCUGCAUGAGGUGGUCAAGAUGCGAGUUAAGCAAGAGGAGAAGCUGACAGCAGCCCUCCAGGCUAAGCGCAGCCUGCACCAGGAGCUAGAGUUCUUGCGUGUGGCCAAGAAGGAGAAACUGCGGGAAGCCACAGAGGCCAAGCGCAGUUUGAGGAAAGAGAUUGAGCGGCUCCGAGCUGAAAAUGAGAAGAAGAUGAAAGAGGCCAACGAGUCCCGGGUGCGCCUGAAGCGAGAGCUGGAGCAGGCGCGGCAGGUCCGGGUGUGUGACAAGGGCUGUGAGGCCGGGCGCCUGCGUGCCAAGUACUCAGCCCAGAUUGAGGACCUGCAAGCAAAGCUGCAGCAUGCGGAGGCUGACCGUGAGCAGCUUCGAGCUGACCUGCUUCGGGAGCGGGAGGCCCGUGAGCAUCUGGAGAAGGUGGUGAAGGAGCUUCAGGAGCAGCUGUGGCCUCGGCCACGGCCUGAGAAUUCUGGAGGUGAGAGCAACGCUGAGCUGGAUCCCUAGCUUGGGCAGUGAUUGUCACUGCCACAUGGACCUCUAUGCGUGCGCAGAGGGUGGUGGGUGCGUGGCUCUGCGUGCCCGGCCUGUGCCUCUGCAGCCACACAGCACAACGUCUCUACUGUGCCUAUUACCAAGCGAGUGUUUGUAACCACAUACUUUUGGAAUCCACUGCAAAAUUUUCUACUGGCCAAGUUCAAGUGAGCAAGCCAUGUCCCCCAGCUGCAACCAGAGUUGAGACUGGCUCUGUGGCUUGUAAGCUGGUUCUCUGCUUGCUAGAACAUUCUAACAUUUACACUUUUGUUAUAAGCUAUUUAAAACCAGUAAGGAGACUUGAUAUUCAGAAAAUCAACAUGUUUUUUAAUGACUAACUGUAAAAGGCCCCUACACGUGACGCCAUCUGGACACCCACUCUGGCGGGGGUGGCACCCACCCACCGCCGUCCUGGGAAGCCAUCACCGCUCAUCUGUGCCCGCGGCUACAAGAGGACAGCAAGGGUUUUCUUCAGAGUCUAUUUUUUCAGCAACAAGGACCCCAGUCUUCCUGCUGCUGCCAGGAAGAGCAGGGAGAGCGCCGCGUGCGAGAUGAGCCCCAACACUGCCCGCCUUACCGCUGCUGCCCCGCCCAUCACCAUCACCACUAACCCCGCCCUGCGGCACCGGGAGGCCUGAGCCACAGUUUGCCCAGGCCCCUGGGUGCCCCUGCCCACCUACACCUUGAGGGGCUGACCUGUGUUAGGCAGUGGCCAUGGUCCAGUGUCAUGUUGUGUUGUUCUCACACACGCCACCCAGCCACCCAUGCGCUGCUUGACCACAGCAACCCCCCCUUCCGUGCGGCAGACGCCACUCCUCGCAUUGUGGGCUGAGGCUGCAGCAUUGGAACAAAACAGCAUUAUAUCACUUUUCCUUUCUUUUUUUUUUUCUUUUCUUUUUUUUUUUUUUUUUUUGUUGUUGUUGUUGUUUGUUGUCGUUCAUUUAAACAUGUAUUUAGAACUGCACUUUGUCAGAACCUUCCCUCCUCCCUCCCCCUGGUUAACUGAGGUUUUUAACAAUUUCUCGAGCAGUUCAAGCCCUAAGUGCUCGAGUACUUACACAUCCCCUCUGGUGCUUGGUUGAACAAGGGAAUCACGAGACAAUGAAAAUGCAGAGACUGAACUUGGGGGUCGUUCUGUGCCUUCCAGCAUCUUGUACAGCAAACCCUGACUUGUCUUUUUACCCCCAAAAUAUCGUCUUCAGUAGCGACUGAAUCUGCCACUGUCAAAAUACGUUACUUGCAUUUAUUCCAAAUAAUCUCGUUUACUCUUAACUGUUUAUGCAAAUUGUAUAAGGUUUCUUUAUGCCCAAGCUUGAAAAAUGAUUUCCCAGUAGACAAGAGGCCCCCGCCCAUCCUCCAAUUGUGUUUAUUUACAUGAGAAGAUCAUACAAACGCCCUCCGCUCUAGUCCUAGCAGGGCAGCUGUGGCUGAGGGGAGGUGGAGAAGGAAGGCUUGUGCAGGUACAAAGGACCUCAAGGACUGUGGCCUGCAACUGGAGACUGCUAAGCCCUGACGUCUGGUGCCGAGGUCGUCUGCAGGGUUUUGCCCUUGGUUUACUGAGGGGGGCUGGGCUGCUGCUGGUCCCCCCUUCUGACGUGCAAUGCAAAAGGGACAUCAUGUAUACGCAGCGUUUAUUUGGAGUUUUUCCUUUGGCUUUUUUCCUCUCUUUCAGUUAUAAAACUUGUAUGCAUGGAUUUCACAUCUCCAUAGCUAGACCCGCCAUGGGCAUUAUGACCGUGUCUCCUAAAGGGUCGGUUUUGUUACACAACACGAAGAAUGCUGUCUCAGCCUUGUUUUUUCUAGAGUUGUGUUUUUCAGUCAUUUCUUCAAGGAAAACUAAAUGAUUUAGUUGGAGCAAAGCUUUAAGUGUGUUGGUGUGCUUCUGUGUGGCUCUCAUUCUUCUCAGCAGAGCCUCUCCUUGCCACAGCCCUGGUAUGGGAAGGAAGUGCUGUGUGUGCAGCCGGGACUCUUACCCACGUGCCAGAAUGGCUUGGGUCUGGGAAGGGCGUGUCAUCUCAUUAAUUGUUCCUCCUGGAUCCUUCCUCUCCCUGCUUCCUGUGGGAUCAGAACACGGCUCCCGCUGACUAGUAACUUGUGACCCAGGACCUCUAGGACCUAGCGUCUAGGUCAUUCUGCUGCUCCUGCCUUGACACCCGGGCCCCCGCUCGCUGGGUGAAGCUGGCCAAGCAUUGGGUAUCUUGUGCAGCUGCCGUGCGAGGCAGCCCAGCUCGCUGCAGGGUCUGCGGUGGACUGAGGGCAGCCAGACACUGCAUGCUUGUCUCCUUAUGAGGAAGGCUGCAAAUGUCAGAGAAAGGGAGGAGGGGUUCCCAUCAUGUUGGCUGUUGACCCUCCCUGUAUGUUAAACCCUUGACCAGUUCACUCGUUUCUAUCCUGGAAGAUUUCUAACAAAGGGAAAAACCAACAGCAAUAAGUCAUUGGUGAGCAGCUAACUCGUGCACUCGACACCCCGCUUUUCAUACAGAACUAGCCAAUGUAAAGACAACUCACAUGUAAAUACUUUUUUCCAUUUCACACCGUUGUAUUAUACGUGUAUAUGGUGACUCCUUUUCCAGAAACUUUUUCUUACCUGUUGGUUGUCUUGUUUCCUGGGUUUGUUUUUAACUAAAGGGGGGGGGGGGAGCUCAUUUGCCGGAGGGGACAGAAGCGUCUCGUGGCAUUUCCCAUGCGGCGGCCUCCAUGGCACCCACUCUCCCCACAUGCCUACCCCAGGGCUGAGGGGGAGGGGCUCUUGCUUUAAGUCAGAAGUCUCAAAUGACAUGCUCAUCGGUUAAAGAAGAGGAAAAAAACCCACCUCAACCUUCAUAACUGUCCAAACCCCGUGCCCGCCCUCCAGUCCUACGCUGCUGCUAACGACAAUACAACGGCUUACUCUGCUACUCGAGAACUAUUUUUAUGUAAUUAAUGUAUGCUCUCUUGUUUAUAAAUGCCUGAUUUAAAAAAAAAAAAA
Molecule: messenger RNA, 5255 nt
Organism: Arvicanthis niloticus (Nile rat)
Lineage: Eukaryota; Metazoa; Chordata; Mammalia; Rodentia; Muridae
Gene: Ski
Product: SKI proto-oncogene
Biological process (GO): negative regulation of transforming growth factor beta receptor signaling pathway; negative regulation of transcription by RNA polymerase II; negative regulation of BMP signaling pathway
Cellular component (GO): nucleus; transcription regulator complex; cytoplasm
Molecular function (GO): RNA polymerase II cis-regulatory region sequence-specific DNA binding; DNA-binding transcription factor activity, RNA polymerase II-specific; SMAD binding
Source: RefSeq, a predicted model, not a curated record